UUCCCUUCCUGGUUUUAAUUUUUGAUUUUUUUUGUGGGGGAGACUGGACGCCAUGUUGUGGAAACUAGCAGACAACGUCAAGUACGAAGAGGACUGUGAGGACCGGCAUGAUGGCAGCAGCAAUGGAAACCCUAGAUUGCCCCACCUCUCCGCCGUGAGCCAGCAUUUGUACAGCCCUGCACCACCCCUUUCCCACUCAGGGGCCUCAGAUUUCCAGCCCCCUUACUUUCCACCCCCUUACCAGCCUCUGCCUUACUCCCAGUCCAAUGAUCCUUAUUCACAUCUUGGGGAUCCUUUUUCCAUCAACUCCCUCCAUCAGCCACCACCGCCUCCCAGCCAGCAGCAAACCAGCUGGCCCAGCCGGCAAACCAGCCAAGAUCCUUCCAGUUUGUCCCACCAUGCCCGGUCUGGCCUGGUUCCCCAUCUCCCAGCUCUGGAGAGUGGCUCUGCUGGGGUGAGAAGGGAAACCUACAGGAGAUCUGAGCUGCUCCUGCCCCAUGGACACGGCCUUGAUGCCUCCAGCCUGGCAGAAAACCUUGGACUUCAUGACAUGGCCCAUCAGAUGGAAGAGGUGCAGAAUGUGGAAGAUCAGCAUUUAUUAAUGCAUGACCAGACAGUCAUUAGAAAAGGUCCCAUUUCAUUAACGAAAAACAAUGCAUUAGGUCUCCCUUGCCAGAAGGAUGGACUCAUCGGGGUAGUGAUCAAUCCCAACGAAGUGUUCUGCUCUGUUCCUGGGAGGCUCUCUCUCCUCAGUUCAACAUCUAAAUAUAAAGUGACAGUAGCAGAGGUUCAGAGAAGGCUCUCCCCCCCAGAAUGCCUCAACGCUUCUUUGCUGGGAGGGGUUCUUAGAAGGGCCAAAUCUAAAAACGGUGGCCGAUCACUAAGGGAGAAACUGGACAAAAUUGGUUUGAACCUUCCAGCUGGCAGAAGGAAAGCUGCAAAUGUAACAUUACUGACAUCGCUUGUGGAAGGUGAAGCGGUACACCUUGCCCGGGAUUUUGGCUACGUCUGUGAAACUGAAUUUCCUUCUAAAGCUGUGGCUGAAUACUUGACUCGACCCCAUCUGGGCCGCAAUGAGAUGGCCACCAGGAAGAACAUGCUGCUUGCUGCAAAACAGAUCUGUAAAGAAUUCACCGAGCUCCUCACCCAGGACCGAACCCCUCUUGGUAACACAAGGCCAAGCCCGAUUUUGGACCCUGGCAUCCAAGGCUGCUUGACUCACUUCAGCCUCAUCACGCACGGCUUUGGAAGUGCUGCAAUCUGUGCUGCCAUGACAUCUGUCCAGAACUACCUGAACGAAGCGCUCAAAAUCGCGGACAAAAGCUACAUGAAUGCAGGGGAACAGAGCCCGGCAGAAACCAAUAAAAGCAUUGAGAAGAUGGACAAGCAUCGGAAGUGAGAGACAGACAGACAGACAGACAGCCAGACAGACAGACAGGAGGGAAGCUUCCUAAAGCCGUUCUCACACACAGACUUAAGAUCUUCUUGCCAGGAGGGCAUGUAGAUAUCUGUUACAAUUUGCUUUGAGGUGUGUUUAUUUUUCAAGCGUACAUUUUUGGAUCCUUCAUGAGAUACACAUGUUGGGUUCCCCCCCCCUCUCUUCUUGAAAGCUGCUUCUAUGCAGAAAUUGUGGGACCAAGUACCAGAAGGUAACAUGGGUGCAACUAUCUUUAAACACUAAAAACUGGUGCUAUUUUUUAUUGCAUGGAAGUCUGUUACGUGCUGUUUCUAGAUACCUGGGCAAGAUCCGUCCUUUCCUCUUGGGUACCUUGGCUCGACUGAGACUCAACUCUAAACCGUUAAUCUAGCGUGGGAGUGGGCAAGUGCAAAGGUCCACUGGCCCAUGGGCACCCUCCCUCUGUAGGCUGCACCCCUCCAUCCCAAAAAUAAAUAUUUUUAAAAGGGUGCCCAUAGUGGCUAAAUCUGAAUUUUUGUUCACUUCAUACCUACUACGGAGCAUCCAAAGGGCCAAAUCUAGCUUGCAGGCAAGCUAUUUUCACACCUUUGGGCAAUUCAUAGUCAGUAUGGAUGCUUUUCCUGCCAAACUGAAAUUCUUCAGUGGGCAUUUUACCCUUGUCGCCUUCCUUUAGUGGGCCAUACAUAAAUGAAUAAAAGAAAUAAUUUUAAAAAUCGAAUCUUCUGGAAAAUUUGUGUCCAUAAUGGAUGAAUUUUCCUUUUGGUGGCUCUGUGCCCUUUACGGAGCACUAAAAGGGUCAAACACAUCCUGCAGGCAGGCUAACAUUGACCCUUUGGGCUUUUCAUAGGCAUGACGCAUUCAAACAGAGGCCCUCUUUUGCCUCCUGUACUUCUCCUUUCGUAGGUCACCUCCCCAGAGGCUGGAUAUGAAUGAAUAAUAAAAUAUCUUUUUAAAAAUGUUGUCCAUGGAGAGUAUAUGUAAUGCUUUGGUUACUCUGUAACCACUGCAGAACAAUGAAAGGGUCAAAUUUAGCUUGCAUCCCGUAAUUGCUACGCAUGCCUUUCCCCGGCCGCCUCUGAUUUGUGGGGAUAGAA
This is a messenger RNA of Varanus komodoensis (Komodo dragon), 2511 nucleotides long. It is a transcript of the gene TFAP2C, whose product is annotated as transcription factor AP-2 gamma. NCBI's taxonomy places the organism in Eukaryota, Metazoa, Chordata, Lepidosauria, Squamata, Varanidae. Gene Ontology annotation, molecular function: DNA-binding transcription factor activity, RNA polymerase II-specific; RNA polymerase II transcription regulatory region sequence-specific DNA binding. The transcript is spliced from 7 exons. Gene Ontology annotation, cellular component: nucleus. The record is from RefSeq and is a predicted model, not a curated record. Bases 53 to 1399 code for a protein of 448 amino acids. Gene Ontology annotation, biological process: regulation of cell population proliferation; regulation of transcription by RNA polymerase II; anatomical structure development.